AAGGUCAUUCAUGUCGCCAAUGUGGCCUCAGCCAGUAAAAUGUUCAAAUUAUGCCCUUAGUGUCAAAAUUGACCAAGCUCUGGGGGUCAUUUCUUCACAUAUUGCAUAGAUCCAACAAGUCUUUGUGACAUUUUCAAUUUAACACAAUAAGGCCUUGUAUAAUUUUAGAAGUGUGUUCACUUCCAACUAAUCUGGUAAACAGACAUUUAAAAAAUUAGACAGAUAAAUCAGUAGUAUGUGUCCAAAGACUGUGCUAGUGUUUGUGAUAGAUGUAUGACUUGUUUCAUAUUUCAGAUCAGUAUGGGAACAGCUGAUGUUAUAAUGAUACUUACAGCAGAGCCCCCUGACACAUUUCAUUCCUGUGCCAAUUAUUUAUGUGAUAAUUUUGAUGAAUAUUAUGUUGUACUCUAUGGCUUCAAGAAUGGUUCUCUGACACGUGAGAAUGUGAUGAACAGUUGUGCAGGAUCAUGGGAAAAAUUUAACGAAAUGCUGAGUAAGACCCCACCAGGCAAUAAUGGCAAUAUAGGAAUUUACUUUGACAAGAAAGAAAUACAACCAGUUGUGAGAGGCAUCUUUAGAUUUAAUGAAAACAAUGAACAGGUUGAAAGUUUUACACCGGAGAUAGAAGUGCGGGCAGUGUUAGAGAGUCAGUUUCUUGCGAGACUCAUGUAUGCUAAACUUUGUGGAUUACAAAUAGGUCCUAAAUCACGUGUGAUUGCUACAGGUGGUGCCUCGGCUAAUCCAGCUAUACUCCAGAUAAUAGCGGAUAUAUUCAACACAACUGUAUAUAUCACAGAUGUCCCAAACUCAGCAGCUUUAGGUGCAUGCUACAGGGCCAAACAUGCAAUGAUGCCAGAGGGUACACCAUACAGUGAGAUAGUAAAGAAUUUACCAGAGCCUGUCUGUGCUUGUAAACAUACACCUGGUCUAGAAAAGGUAUAUAUGCCUAUGAUGGAAAGAUACAGGAAACUUGAGGAGAAAAUUUCUGCCAUGUGAGGAAAUACAAUAAGCAUAGAGACAAUAGGGGAUAAUAUAUCCACACCAUGUUUUAUAACCAGGUUAUGGGGAGCACAUGUGAUUAUAUUGAUAUCAUACAGGAAGAUUUGUAUAAUAAACAAGAAUUUCAAAGUGAUUUGGUAAAUGUAAUGAAAUUGUCGAGGAAAAGGUGUACUAAUUGAUAGAUUGUGGUUAGAUAUGGCUAUGGGCUUUAGAUAAUGAUAUGUGCAGGUGAUAUAUUGUAGGUCAGGGCUUUUGUUUGGUAAAAUUUGGGGCAGAAUAUGGGCCCCAUUCCCCCAUUAAAAUUGCAUGUUUUUUUCCUUGCCUAAUACAAAAAAAAACUUGAAAAUAAUAUUUAACAGCCAUAGAUCAGUGAUAACGUUUUAAAGUUGAAUUUUUAUACAAAGUAUCAAAGAUAUAUUCAUUUUUGGCCGGGUUGCACUG
Messenger RNA from Ruditapes philippinarum (Manila clam), 1440 nucleotides. RefSeq names its product xylulose kinase-like. The coding region runs from base 274 to 996 and encodes 240 amino acids. The record is from RefSeq and is a predicted model, not a curated record. The transcript has 8 exons. Gene Ontology annotation, cellular component: cytosol. Gene Ontology annotation, molecular function: D-xylulokinase activity. Lineage: Eukaryota; Metazoa; Mollusca; Bivalvia; Venerida; Veneridae. Gene Ontology annotation, biological process: xylulose metabolic process.